Messenger RNA from Adineta ricciae, 321 nucleotides. The record is from the annotation of a GenBank genome assembly. Lineage: Eukaryota; Metazoa; Rotifera; Eurotatoria; Adinetida; Adinetidae.
AUGAAUAUUUUAUUUCGUAGAAAUUCAACGAAUAAUCAAUCAAAUUCGAACAAAGAUGAUUCAUUUGUCCUUCAAUCGAAUAAAGAAGUAAAAGACAAUGAUCAUAAAAAUGAUGACGACGACGACGAUAUUCUUAUUGUAACAUCUACAACAAAGGAUAAUAAGCCAACAAAAACUAAUCCAACUUUAUUGACACAAACUGUUCAACAUUUAUUUGGAAAAACGUCUUCUCCUCCAUCAACGAACCAAAUCAAUGACAUUGAUGAAAAAAAUAUUCUUGAACAACCUAAUACGGAUGAUUCAUUGAUUGAUUUAAAUUAA